ACUUCCCUUCUUGUUGAAACAAACAGGAAAAUACCAAAUGUUACACGUGAACAUCAGGACAACUAGUUUCCAGGAAAGCAUAAUUUUAUAUGCAAAUCAAACUGAAAGUGCAAUUGGUGCUGAAAAGGGUGGAGUGCUGGAAUGAAGACAAAACUGAGUGAAGCACAGAACAGCUCAUUCCACUGUGAUCCUUCGCAAAUACAACUUCUGUUACCAGUCUGCUGACAAAACCCAGCUUUUCCCAUGGUGUGGGACGGAAACAACUCAAUGGAAUACUACGAUGAUGCUGAAUCAAAUUUUACUAUAGAUUAUGAUCAAUUUGAAACACUUUGCAAAAAAGAGGAAGUGAGAAAAUUCACUAAAGUGUUCCUGCCUGUAUUUUAUUCACUGGCUUUCACUGUUGGAGUUGCUGGGAAUGCAUUAGUAGUGGCAAUCUAUUUUUACUGUAAGAAACUAAAGACUAAGACAGAUAUGUACAUCAUGAACUUAGCAAUUGCUGAUUUGCUCCUGCUAUUCACUCUUCCUUUUUGGGCUGCAAGUGCAGUCCAGGGGUGGGUGCUUGGAAAUACCAUGUGCAAACUCACUUCUGCAUUAUACACAACAAAUUUCAGUUCGAGCAUGCUAUUUCUGGCCUGUAUUAGUGUAGACAGAUAUAAUGCCAUCUCCAAACCUCAAAGUCAGAGACGAGUUAGGAAGCAAUGCAACAGAACCUGUUUCUGUGUCUGGAUGACUGCCAUUUCACUGAGUAUCCCUGAACUGAUUUUUAACAAGGCCAAGGAUAUCAAUGACAGGUAUGAAUGCCUACCAGUGUUUACAGUGGACAUGGGAAAAUCCUUCAAAGCAAUCAUUCAAAUCCUGGAAAUUAUGCUGGGCUUCAUGCUACCCUUCCUAGUCAUGGUGCCCUGCUAUUCAGCUAUGGCCAGAGUCCUCUUCAGGUCUCCAAAUGUUAAAAAAUCUAGGCCCAUCAGGGUUCUUCUAGCAGUAGUAACUGUUUUCAUUGUCACCCAACUGCCUUACAACAUAGUAAAGUUCUGGAGAGCCAUAGAUAUCAUCUACUUGCUGAUUACAGAUUGUAACAUGAGUAAAACCAUAGAUGUUGCACUUCAGAUAACCAAAAGCAUAGCUUUAUUUCACACCUGCCUGAAUCCAAUUCUGUAUGUCUUUCUGGGAGACUCUUUUAAAAUGCACAUUCUAAAAACAGCAAAAAAAUAUGGCUAUUGGAGGAGAAGACACAGUGAAAUAAAUGAAGAUAUCUCUAUGAAUUAUGAAGAUCUGACAGCAGAAACAAGUAGCUUUUCAAUAUAGCAGCUAUGACAGCCUAAAUAUUCUGCAUAACAAAAGGAAACCCAAAACUACUGCUUCUGGGGGUAUAUCUCUUCCUUGAUGCAAUUUCCACACAAGCAUUACUCUUCAAGUCUCAAAUGAUGUUCUGACACAACUUGCCAAGAUACCGUGAAGAAGGUCAAAAUGUAUAAAAAUAAAAACCAUAUGGCAAAAGUAUUAGAAACAACUGAAACUUAUGUGAAACAACAGAAGGUGGAAAAGGUAUUGGGAACAACAGCAAUUUCCAUGAAAAAACAAUAUUAAAUGGAGCAGUUUGUACUACCAUUAAGUUGAUGAGGGAUGAAGAGAUUAUACAUGUCAAGUAUAUAUUCAAUAUGUUGAAAGGAAAGAAAAAUCACCAGCAAAAGACUAUUUAACAUCUUAAAGCAAAAAGUACUGUAACUAACCUUAAGUCCUUUAAAAUGUAACAUCCUAGAUAUGUAGCUCAAACCUUCUAGAUAUGUAUCUCAAAACUAUUUCUGGACUCCCUGAUUUAAACCGUUUCCCUGAGCCUGCAGUUCAAUUUAUCCUCAACUGUCACUUCAUAAAUGGGCUUGCAGGUUUGCACUGAGGGAAUAGAUAAUCUCUGGUAUUUCUCAGAAACGAGAAAACAGCAAGGGAUUUGUUCUCUGUGUACAAAUGCAGGUGGCAUAUUUCAAAAAAAGCUUCUUUUGUAUAACUAUAUACAAUUCUUUUUAUAUAAUAUUUUUCUUGGACCAUAUUUCAAAGAGUCUAACUUCCCAUUAUAGACACAUGCCAAGUAUUUCAUUUUAAUUCUUGGUUCAUGUAAGGUGAUUACUGGGACCUGGGUUUUGUCAUUUCUUACAAAUCUUUCUGUAACUUUACAAAAUCUGAGACUAACAGACGUAAGGAAAAGAGAAACAGGGCGCGUCUACACGAGAUGUUUACUGCAGUUGCCUAAUUAGCUCCACAGUAAAACGUCAGUAUCUACAUGUGUGGCCCUAUUAGGCUGCAGUAACUGUAUUAGCUGGGUUGGAGCAGCCCCGGGCUUGCAGGCUAGAGCCCCUUGCCAACUGAGGCUGUUCCUCCCAAGCUCAACGUGCUGCAGGCCCGAGUGCACAUGUAAACACUGCACAUGGGAGGAAUAAACUCCAGUGCAAACUGUGACAGUUUAUUCCGCUGAAUUAAUUUCACAUGUAGAUGCACCCACUGGGUCUUACAUUUUAUAGGUGUUACUUUUAACCUAAUUUAGGACAUAUAGCCUUAUUCUGUUUUAUAAAAAGAACAAUUCUGGUAUGUAAGUGUACUGCAUGUCCCUAUGAAUAUUUUACUGGUGUGAUUUAGGCACCAAUCUUUGUAGGCUUAAUUCACGGAGUAGAAAUAACUGAAGCUAGAGGAUAUUUAUCCUCAAUGAGUGGAGUGAAGGCAGAUAUAGUCUUGGUCAUUUAGAAAGGAAUGAAUGAGAUAAAUACUGUUCUGUGAUAGCUAACAAGCAGUAAUUUUUAAACUGUCCAUAUAAUUGCACAUUGAAGUAUUUAAGAAUUAUACUUUCUUUUAUACUCGGUUUUCUUUUGUUCUCUGUAGUCUGUUUAUGUACAUUUGGUAAUAAAAGUAGAUCUAACUGGA
Messenger RNA from Alligator mississippiensis (American alligator), 2910 nucleotides. RefSeq names its product atypical chemokine receptor 4 (gene ACKR4). Gene Ontology annotation, biological process: G protein-coupled receptor signaling pathway; immune response; chemotaxis. Gene Ontology annotation, molecular function: chemokine receptor activity; chemokine binding; scavenger receptor activity. The transcript has 2 exons. Gene Ontology annotation, cellular component: membrane. The record is from RefSeq and is a predicted model, not a curated record. Lineage: Eukaryota; Metazoa; Chordata; Crocodylia; Alligatoridae. Bases 244 to 1305 code for a protein of 353 amino acids.